Seriola dumerili (greater amberjack) is the source of this 2303-nucleotide messenger RNA. RefSeq names its product major facilitator superfamily domain containing 10 (gene slc75a1). NCBI's taxonomy places the organism in Eukaryota, Metazoa, Chordata, Actinopteri, Carangiformes, Carangidae. Gene Ontology annotation, molecular function: transmembrane transporter activity. Bases 133 to 1491 code for a protein of 452 amino acids. The transcript is spliced from 13 exons. Gene Ontology annotation, cellular component: brush border membrane. Gene Ontology annotation, biological process: transmembrane transport. The record is from RefSeq and is a predicted model, not a curated record.
GGACUAAUAAUCAUGAACUGAUGAGAGAGCAGAGGUAGAGCUGCUCCAGUCCGUGUGAUCUGUUGUUCAGAGUUACGAGUUACGAGUCUGCGGAAAUAGUGAACAGAAGAAACGUCGUCUUCAGCUUGAGGAAUGUCCGACGCAAACAAAUCUGCAGAGGAUGGAGGCUCUUUCUCUAAGGUUAUCAACAUUGUGUUUAUCAUCCUGCUGCUGGACCUGCUGGGAUUCACACUGAUCCUACCUCUACUCCCUUCCAUUUUGGACCAUUAUGCACAAACAGGGGAUGCGGUAUAUCAGUCUCUGCAGAGUAUCGUGGACUGGUUCAGGGAGGCUGUUGGGAUUCCUAUGGAAAAGAAAUACAACAGUGUCCUGUUUGGAGGUCUGAUCGGGUCACUGUUUUCGCUGCUGCAGUUCCUGUCAUCACCUAUAACCGGUGCUUUGUCAGACCAGCAUGGCAGACGGCCCCUGCUCCUUCUUACCACAUUAGGGCUGAUGUCCUCCUAUGCGGUGUGGGCAGUUUCCCGGAGCUUCAGCAUGUUCCUUUUGUUUCGGGUAAUUGGGGGCAUUUGUAAGGGCAACGUCAGCCUCUGCACUGCCAUCGUGGCCGACUUGCCUUGCCCGAAAGUGCGAAAUCGGGGAAUGGCUAUGAUUGGCAUCGCCUUCUCCUUGGGCUUCACCAUGGGGCCUCUGAUGGGGGCCUACUUUGCCAUCAGCUCCAGAGCAACAGGAAAUGUCUUCUACCAAACUCCAGCUCUGCUCGCCUUGGCCUUCAGUGUUGCUGAUUUGCUCUUUAUUUGGCUCAUGCUGCCAGAGACUCUCACAAAAGAUGUCAAGGCUUCGUCUUCAGGGUUCGGGGACUCCAGGGACCUCCUGAACCCGUUAUCUUUGUUCUAUUUUUCAGCUGUUACCAGGACAAAAGAUCCACCUUCCAAAGAAAAAAUGCAGAAGCUUCAAGUGUUGGGCCUGGUUUACUUCUGCUACCUUUUCCUGUUCUCUGGUCUGGAGUUCACGCUGAGUUUUCUGACUCACCAGCGCUUCCAGUUCACAAGUAUGCAGCAGGGAAAGAUGUUCUUCUUCAUUGGUGUCAUCAUGGCGUUGAUCCAGGGGGGAUACGCUCGCAGAAUCAAACCUGGGCACCAUAUCAAGGCUGUUCGUGUGGCAAUCAUAACAUUAAUCCCAGCAUUUAUUCUCAUUGGGUUAUCAUGGAAUAUAACAAUGCUUUACAUCGGCUUGGCGUUAUACUCCUUUGCGGCUGCAAUAGUCGUUCCAUGCCUGUCAACACUUGUUUCUGACUAUGGCUCUGCCAGUCAGAAAGGCACAGUGAUGGGGAUCCUGCGCAGUUUGGGUGCCUUAGCCAGAGCACUAGGACCAGUUGUAUCUUCGUCUGUUUACUGGAUCGCUGGAGCACAGACCUGUUUCCUCAUCACUUCAGCCUCUUUCAUUGUACCCCUCACUCUCUUGAGCACAGCCAGGAGGCUAAAGGAGGAGUGAGCAGUGCAAAGACUUGAACAGACUUUAAAAGGACUGAUUGCAGAGACAUUCUGAUACUUCGCUGCCUAAAUGAAUGUUAUGGUGUCUGCUGGGAAAGCGAGCACUCAAUUAUUCCUAACAUCAUCAUUAACAAUCAUGAGAAGAUGUAAAGUAUAUGUUGUGUGUGUCUCUGCUGCUGGCCAAGGAUCAAGACAUGAAACAAAAUAAUGCAAGAAGACAAUGCACAUGCCAGAACCAAAGCGGGAUUGAUGCGAGGAAAGUCAUUGUAUAAGCGUGAAAUAUAUGACCUAAUGCCUUUUAUAUGCACAUUUAAACCUGUGCAUAUUAUGGACAGCAUGGGUUGGGGUGGGUAACAAUUUACAUUUACACUUGUGGAACAUAUUUUUCAUUUGAUAUCUUAUGUAAAGACUAUACACAAAGGUUGACAGCACUGGAACAUAAUCAAGGUGGUAGAAAGUAUUUAAGUGCAUUUACUCAAGUACAACUUUGAGGUACUUGUACUUUACUUCAGUAUUUCCAUUUUUUGCUACUUAACACUUUUACUCCAUACAUUUUACUCCACAAUAUGUCUUCAGUGCCAGUGGUUGUUUUGCACCUACAACAAGAUCAAUGAUCCAGUUGUAGAAUAAGAAGCGUUUUUAUAGAUUAAACUACUCAAUAUAAGAUACAAAUGAGUAAAAAUAUUCUCUACCUAAAGAGCUACAACAUUAGAAUACUGUUUAAUCCAAACGUAAGGGCAUGAGGGCAUAAAUGAUGGUUUUCUUUUGAUACUAUGAAUACAUUUUUUUACUUUGAAUAAAAAUUGAUGCAUU